Molecule: messenger RNA, 3386 nt
Organism: Trichogramma pretiosum
Lineage: Eukaryota; Metazoa; Arthropoda; Insecta; Hymenoptera; Trichogrammatidae
Gene: ple
Product: tyrosine 3-monooxygenase
Exons: 8
Coding region: 383-2077 (564 amino acids)
Biological process (GO): dopamine biosynthetic process from tyrosine
Cellular component (GO): perikaryon; axon; cytoplasm
Molecular function (GO): tyrosine 3-monooxygenase activity; iron ion binding
Source: RefSeq, a predicted model, not a curated record
CCUGACCCCGGUGCGAGUGAAGGGAGGUUGCGUUUAUAACGCGCCGCUAACCCGCCCCAGAGACGCAUUCGCUCGUUGAAGUUGGCCUGGGGAGCCUGAUUAUAUUCAAGAAUUCGCGGCAAAUUCGUUCGGCCACAUUGUAUUAAUAUUGUCAUUUCGACUAAUCACAAGUGCACACAAUUAGCGUCGACUGCACUGCUGCAAAAAUUAAUCUCGACAAUUCUCAAGAAUAAACGCAAAACUUUCGGUCGCUCAUUUUUGACAAAAGCAGGCUCUUCCUUGUGAAAGUAUUCGCUGAAUUUGAAUUCGAGAAAUUAUAGUGUCAGUUGACAGUUUUUGUUUCAUACAUUCGAGAAAAAAUAGUUAAAUUUCAUUAUUCGAAAUGGCUGUAGCUGCUGCACAAAAAAAUCGCGAGAUGUUCGCCAUCAAGAAAUCAUACAGUAUCGAGAAUGGAUAUCCAGCCAGACGUCGUUCUCUAGUUGACGAUGCUCGAUUUGAGACACUUGUUGUAAAACAAACCAAACAAAGUGUACUAGAAGAAGCACGCCAAAGAGCUAAUGAUUCACCUGUAGAUCAAUUGAAUCCAGACCCAGAAAAAAUGUCUGAUAACUCAUUAGCGUCAUCAUCUAGCGACGAAGAGCAGCAAGAAGAAACAUUGGCUUGUGCUGCUCAAAAACAAGAAGCCAAAGCAGAAGUUUCAUCCGAUGGCGAGGAAAAAAGAGACGAUGACUUUGGUUUGACUGAAGAAGAAGUUGUCCUGUCCCGUACGAUUGCUGAAAAUCCCGAUGAUCAAUCGAUCCAAACUGCUGCAUUGAUUCUCCGUAUGCGAGAUGGAAUGAGUAUGCUCCCACGCAUUCUCAAGACAAUCGAAAGUUUCAAGGGUCAAGUUGCUCACGUCGAAACACGAUCGUCCAAAAAUGAAGGACAGUACGACGUUUUGGUGAAAAUCAAUAUCACUCGCCAGAAUCUUGCCUCGUUAAUUCGUAACUUGCGUCAAGGAACAUCUCUGGGAGGCAUAACUCUCCUUGCUGACAAUACAAAAGCUGUUACUGUCAAAGAUCCGUGGUUUCCUCGACAUGCUUCCGACUUGGAUAAUUGCAAUCACCUUAUGACCAAAUAUGAACCCGAUCUGGAUAUGAGCCAUCCAGGAUUUGCCGAUAAGGAAUACCGAGCUCGUAGAAAAUUAAUAGCUGAAAUUGCUUUCGCUUACAAAUACGGUGAUCCUAUUCCUCAUAUUCCAUAUACCGAGACAGAAAAUGAGACAUGGAAGCGUGUAUUCAACACAUUGGUAGAUUUGGUCCCGAAACACGCUUGCAAGGAAUAUCAGCGUGUGUUCAACAAACUUAUUGAGGAAAAAAUUUUCGAGCCUCAUUGCGUACCGCAGCUCGAACAAGUCAGCUUGUUCUUGAAGAAGAACACCGGAUUCACCCUCCGCCCCGCUGCUGGAUUACUUACCGCUCGAGACUUCCUUUCGAGUCUUGCUUUCAGAAUUUUCCAAAGCACACAAUACAUUCGUCAUAUCAAUAGCCCAUAUCACACGCCCGAACCAGAUGCUAUUCAUGAACUUCUUGGGCACAUGCCGUUGCUCGCCGAUCCCAGCUUCGCUCAAUUUUCUCAAGAAAUUGGUUUAGCUUCGUUGGGCGCCAGCGACGAAGAAAUCGAAAAACUCUCGACCAUCUAUUGGUUUACAGUAGAAUUUGGUUUAUGCAAAGAAGGAACAGAAACUAGAGCUUACGGCGCUGGUCUACUUUCCGCAUACGGUGAGCUUUUACACGCUCUCAGCGAUAAAUGCGAACAUCGCCCCUUUGAACCAUCAGUAACUGCUGUCCAGCCAUACCAGGAUCAAGAUUACCAGCCAAUAUAUUACGUCGCUAAUAGUUUCGAAGACGCGAAGGAAAAGUUCCGUCGAUGGGUAGCUACGAUGUCGCGACCAUUCGAAGUCAGGUUCAAUCCACACACCCAAUCGGUCGAAGUACUGGACAGUCUAGAGAAACUCGAGGGCGCCGUGUCUCAGCUCAACAUCGAGUUGACCCACCUUACAAACGCCAUCAAUAAAAUGAAGGUGUCGUUCGCGUAAGGAUUCCCGGUACCGGUGACUUUGAGUCCAUCUGGUACCGCAGAUAACGAUGACAACGAUGACGCAUUAUAUCGUUACGACGAUUAUCGAACCAAUGAUGGGGACCACAAGUACCGGUAUUCCAGUAAUACGGCCAAUCGUAGAAAACGCGCGCGUUUGCCAUGGCUCAAGUAUAGGAAGCAACUAUGCCAUGCCCUUUGAAAACGUCGUAGGCAAAUUUCCUCUCUAGAUAUGCAAUGGCAAUAUUUAUCCCGCUUUCUUUCAAUAAAUACGAAAAAAUGAGAAGAAAAUUGUCACUCGAGUAUACUUAUGAUAGAACAGUUAGCCAAAGGGUAUAUACAGUAUCGUUAUUUCAAGUUUAUGUAUAUCACGUCGAACAAUAUGAUUCAAUUUAAAAAUGCCAAUAUGUAAAAUUAGAUGAUUUCUGAGAUGAAAUCGAUAUUUAUUGAUAAACAUUGUUGUCAAAACAAUGUUUAUUAUUAAUGUAGGUAGAAUAAUGUAUUCGUAAAAAGCAGUGACAAAAUCAAUACAUGAAUUCAAGACAAUACUUCAAAGUAAUCUAAAAAAUAUAUAUCAUAUAAAAUUGUACAGAAUAAUAUAUCUGUGACAAUAUCGCAAUUGUUAUAUAUAAUUGCAAAAAUAUUACGAUGCAAACAAAAAUAAUUUAUGAUAGCCUCAUACAUAAAUGAAAAAAAUUUAUCAAACAAUGGUUAAUAUGUUCUGUUAUGCUGCUUUUUUAGCGGGUCGUUUCGUUAAUGUUAAUAUUGUUUUUUUGCAUAAAGUCCUUUGUAUAAAGUACCUCUCUGUUACUCUAUUUUUCAUUUUCAGCUAUUUUCUCUUGUAAAAAAAAUUUGCAUGGGUGGUAAAACGUGCGUGACUUGAAAGUAUUAUUAGCUUACAAAUAAGAAAUGCUCGGAGAUUCAAAUAAACGUUCUAAAACUAUAAUCAUUAUCAAAUUACGUCUGCCUAAAAUUUCACUUUUUUCAGAACCUUAAACUUUCUCUUACACUGGCUCUCUUGAUCACUUACUUGAAGUUUCAAGUAUAUACUCUGAGUAAAUUGCACGUUUAUUUGCUAUUCGUUGUAUAUUUAAGUAUUGCGUAUAUUUAUGAUAUAAUUACGUAAUAUGACCUUAUCUUUCUGUAUUUAAAAACUUGUAUUAGAACUAUAAGUAUUAAUGUAUUUCAAUUGAUAAAUACUAUAUGAAAAUGUAUAUCUGUCAAACGAUUUAAAUAAUUUUAUUUCAAAGAUAAAAGUUUGUGAUGACGAUUAUAAAUAAACUUAUAAUAGAUUAAAUGUUGAAACAGGA